GAACCGACUCGGAGCCGAAGGUGGACUUCCGGCUGGACGAGAGCUCGGACGUCCCCAUCCUGGAGGACCGGUCCUCGUCUCCCAUCGACUUCCCUCAGGAGCAGUGGCUGGUGGGCACCGACAUAGAGAACAUAGAGAGAGACAUGCGAGAGAUGCGGAACUUACUCAGCAAACUCAGGGAGACGAUGCCGCUGCCGCUGAAAAAUCAAGACGACAGCAGCUUGUUGAAUCUGACUCCACAUCCGAUGGCCCGACAGAGGAAGAGGCGAUUCCCUGGACUCUGCUGCAUGGUGUCGGGCUGA
This is a messenger RNA of Stegastes partitus (bicolor damselfish), 302 nucleotides long. Its product is annotated as regulator of G-protein signaling 7-binding protein B-like. The transcript has 3 exons. The annotation marks the transcript as partial. The record is from RefSeq and is a predicted model, not a curated record. Lineage: Eukaryota; Metazoa; Chordata; Actinopteri; Pomacentridae.